This is a messenger RNA of Pseudoliparis swirei, 762 nucleotides long. It is a transcript of the gene adat2, whose product is annotated as adenosine deaminase tRNA specific 2. The transcript is spliced from 6 exons. Lineage: Eukaryota; Metazoa; Chordata; Actinopteri; Perciformes; Liparidae. Gene Ontology annotation, biological process: tRNA wobble adenosine to inosine editing. Gene Ontology annotation, cellular component: cytoplasm; nucleus. The record is from RefSeq and is a predicted model, not a curated record. Bases 157 to 693 code for a protein of 178 amino acids. Gene Ontology annotation, molecular function: zinc ion binding; tRNA-specific adenosine-34 deaminase activity.
GCCUCGUCGAGCUCGAUUGGUCAUGUCUGGAGCCGGUCCGUCCCAUAUUGUCUUCCCCCUUUCCCGCGAGUGUGGCUGCGCGGCGUGUGUGAGUUACAAGAAGAUGUAACUGUAGUACAUUGAAGUAAUACACUUUAAAUACAACACGUCAUCAGGAUGACUUCGACGGAAGGUUUUUGUCCCAGUGCGGAGGAAAUGGAGAAAUGGAUGAACAUCGCCUUCGACAUGGCCCGGGACGCCCUGCAGAGCGGCGAGGUGCCCAUCGGCUGCCUGCUGGUCCAUGACGACGAGGUCGUGGGUCGAGGUCGCAACGAGGUCAACGAGACCAAAAACGCCACUCGUCAUGCCGAGCUCGUGGCUCUGGACCAGCUGCUGCUCCGCUGCCGCCGGCUCCGCUUGGCUCCGCCCACUGUGUGUCGGCGCACGGCGCUCUACGUCACCGUGGAGCCGUGCGUCAUGUGCGCCGCCGCCCUGCGCCUCCUCCGUAUCCCCCUGGUGGUGUUCGGCUGCAGUAACGAGCGGUUCGGGGGUUGUGGGUCGGUUCUGGACGUCUCCUCGGCCCGGCUGCCCGACACCGGGUCCUCCUUCAAGUGUGUUUCCGGGCUCAGAGCUGAAGAAGCCGUUGAGAUGCUGAAGGCGUUUUAUAAGCAGGAGAACCCAAACGCCCCUAAACCCAGGAGCAGGAAGGAGUGACCUCUUCCAGACCGUCGGCUGUAUUUUCAGUUUUCUUGUUUUAUGUGAAAUAAAAAGUCGUUUUAAGUC